AGAGGAUUGAUCAUAAUUUGAUAUUUAUCUUGAUCGAUCCUUGACUAAACUCUGAGAGUGAAACAAUUACCAGUAACAGUAAUCUCAAUAGCUUGGGCACACAGGUUGAAUAUGGAGCACCAGAAUUCCAAUCCAAUUCGCUGCAUCGUCAAACUCGGAGGAGCAGCCAUCACAUUUAAGAAUGAAUUAGAAACCAUAGACGAGGAGAACCUAAUGCUGGUUUCAUCACAGCUGAGGCAGACAUUGAUGUCUGCUUCUUCUGCGUGUCCGAGAGUUGUGGGAAUGGACUGGAGUAAAAGGCCUGGUUUAUCUGAGCAUCCGAGUGUUGACAGCAAUUUCGGUGAUCAACCAGUUUUUGAUUCUAAGAGUUUUGUUGUUGUUCAUGGGGCAGGUUCUUUUGGGCACUUUCAAGCUAGCAAAUCUGGCGUGCAGAAGGGCGGCUUGGGCAAACCUAUUGUCAAAGCUGGUUUUGUUGCUACACGUAUUUCGGUUACAUCUCUCAAUCUUGAAGUUGUCAGAGCUCUAGCAAGAGAGGGUAUUCCUUCUAUUGGAAUGUCCCCAUUCUCAUGCGGGUGGUCAACUUGUCAAAGAAAUAUGGCAGAAGCUGAAGUCUCUAUGGUGAUUAAAGCAGUUGAUGCUGGUUUCAUACCUGUUUUACAUGGAGAUGCAGUACUCGAUAGUUCACAGGAAUGCACCAUAUUGAGUGGAGAUGUGAUCGUACGCUAUUUGGCAGCAAAAUUGAAGCCAGAAUACGUUGUUUUUCUUGUAUCCUCCCAAUUUCCAGUAUUUGAGAUUGGUUCUUUCCUAAUCAUUGAUGCGAGUCCAAUUUCACCGUCAUGGUUCCAUUUUCUCCUUGAUGUUUAACCAACCUGUAGACAGAUGUGAAUGGCGUAUAUGACCGCCCCCCAACAGACCCUGAGGCUAAACUCCUGAGAGAAAUUGGUGAGACNAAUGCACCAUAUUGAGUGGAGAUGUGAUCGUACGCUAUUUGGCAGCAAAAUUGAAGCCAGAAUACGUUGUUUUUCUUACAGAUGUGAAUGGCGUAUAUGACCGCCCCCCAACAGACCCUGAGGCUAAACUCCUGAGAGAAAUUGGUGAGACAUUGUUUCAUAAU
Messenger RNA from Cuscuta campestris, 1114 nucleotides. NCBI's taxonomy places the organism in Eukaryota, Viridiplantae, Streptophyta, Magnoliopsida, Solanales, Convolvulaceae. The record is from the annotation of a GenBank genome assembly.